GAUGAAUUUCAUCCAUUUAUCGAGGCACUGUUGCCUCAGGUCAAGUCCUUUUCGUACACGUGGUUCAACCUACAGGCGGCCAAACGGAAGUACUUCAAGAAACACGAGAAACGGAUGACUUUGGAUGAGGAGCGCAGGUGUAAAGAGGAACUACAGAAUGAGAGACUGGAAGUGAAGCAGAAAUGGGCGUCUCGUCUAUUGGGCAAAUUGCGGAAAGACAUCACUCAGGAGUGCAGAGAGGACUUCGUGUUGGGAAUCACUGGUAAGAAACGUGUCAAUUGUGUGCUCAGUAAUCCGGAUCAAAAGGGCAAAAUGCGGAGAAUCGAUUGCUUACGACAGGCCGAUAAGGUAUGGCGUCUCGACUUAGUUAUGGUUAUACUAUUCAAAGCCAUACCACUGGAGUCGACGGAUGGCGAGCGCCUGGAGAAAUCAAUUGAAUGCCUUCACCCGAGCCUAUGUGUCAACCCCUACCACAUCAACGUAUCCGUCCGGGAACUGGACCUAUAUUUGGCUAAUUUUAUCUUCAGUCACGGUAUGAGACACUCAUGACA
This is a messenger RNA of Oppiella nova, 551 nucleotides long. The record is from the annotation of a GenBank genome assembly. Lineage: Eukaryota; Metazoa; Arthropoda; Arachnida; Sarcoptiformes; Oppiidae.